Notothenia coriiceps (black rockcod) is the source of this 2855-nucleotide messenger RNA. RefSeq names its product histone deacetylase 9b (gene hdac9b). The transcript is spliced from 11 exons. The coding region runs from base 369 to 2234 and encodes 621 amino acids. The record is from RefSeq and is a predicted model, not a curated record. Lineage: Eukaryota; Metazoa; Chordata; Actinopteri; Perciformes; Nototheniidae.
GCUUUCCUAGCAACCCAGCAACCCAGCUUUACAUUUUUCUCUGCUCAGACACUUCACUGAGGAGAGAAAAAAGAGAGAAAUAGACAGAGAUUCAGAUAAGAAAAAAGAAAAGCUGGACUGGGCAUCUUCUCCUAUUGCCUUGUUAGUGUUUGGACCAGAUUGAAGCAGGCACCAGGAGAGUGGCAGCCCUGCAGAGAUAGUGUGCAGUGUGUGUUGUUGCGCCACAGUGAGAGUGUUUUAUCAGAGGAGGAGGCAGAGGAAGGGAGAGAGUUGCCUGUUGUCGUGGUCUCUCCCCUGAGUGGCUAAGGGGUGGCUCUUGGUGACAGGAAACGCAAGGCUUGCAAUGAGACCUGAGCGCUGAGUGGAGUAUGCUGCAGACGAUUUACGAGGGCGAGUCAAGUUUCUCCACAACAGAAAGCCGCGUUGGAAACCAGCAGUUCCCCAACCAGAGCAAGAUGCACAACGUGAACAACUCAGUGGACAUUAAGCCGGACCUGCCCUUGGCUGUGGAGUCUUUAUCUCCGUUGGACCUGCGUACAGAUCUGAGGAUGCUGGGCUCAGGCUCAGACCCGGGACUGUGGGAGAGGCAGCUGCAGCAAGAACUGCUCCUCAUUCAGAAGCAGCAGCAGAUCCAGAAGCAGCUACUAAUCACAGAGUUCCAGAAGCAGCAUGAGAAGUUGACCCGUCAGCACCAGGCUCAGCUCCAGGAGCACCUCAAGCUCCAACACGAGCUCCAGGCCAUGAAACAGCAGCAGGAUCUUGCAGAGAAGGAGCGUCGUCUGGAGCAGCAGCAGCAGAGCCAGCAGGAGAAGGAGCAGGAGAGGCAUCGGCGAGAGCAGCAUGUUUCCAGCCUGAUCCUCAGGGGCAAGGAGCGCUCCAGAGAGAGUCUCACAGGCGCAGUGGCAAGUACUGAGGUGAAACAGAAACUCCAAGAGUUUCUGUUGAGCAAAUCAGCAAAGGACCCUGGCAGCAAUGGAGUCAAUCCUUCUUUCAUCCACCUCCAAAAACUCUGGUACACGUCCUCUCACCACACAUCACUCGACCAAAGCUCCCCCCCUCUGGGCGGCACAUCCCCCACCUGCCAUUAUACUCUGCCAUCCCACAUGGAGAGCAAGGACGACUUCCCCUUGAGGAAGACAGCCUCUGAGCCCAACCUGAAGGUACGAUCACGACUGAAGCAGAAGGUAGCGGAGAGGAGGAGCAGCCCAAUGCUCAAGAGAAGAGAUGGAAACAUCAUGGCUCCUUACAAGAAGAGGGCUCUGGAGCUAAUGGACUCGACGCCAACUAACAGUGCCCCCGGCUCCGGCCCCAGCUCUCCCAUAGGGGCCUCCAGUGCCUUGGGGGGUGAAAAUGGACCCUCCUCUCUGCCUACCACCACAAAAACUGAGAGAUGGCCUUCACAUCCGAGAUUAUUCCAACCUGAGGGCUCUGUGUCGAUGCUGAACUUAUACACAUCUCCCUCCUUACCCAACAUCUCCUUUGGUCUUACCACUGCAUCCUCGUCCAUAAGUGCCAUGGGGUUAAAGGACAGAUCAACAGAAAUCAAGCAUGGGCUUCCUGGGCACUUGCUGGGCCCCGUGCCCCUUCAGACAGGCCUGGAGACUAAAGUGAGCCCCAGUCACCAGGCCCUCCUCCAACACCUCCUUCAGAAGGAGCAGAUGAGACAGCAGAAGAUCCUCUCCUCUGGCCAAGUCACCAUGUCAUCACACCCUCAGUCCCCUCUGGCCAUGAAGGAUCGCCCCUCCAGCAGUCGGCCUAAACUACCAAAACACCGGCCGUUGAACAGGACCCAGUCGGCGCCACUGCCUCAGAACACACUGGCCCAGCUUGUCAUCCAGCAGCAACACCAGCACUUCCUGGAGAAACAGAAACAGUACCAGCAGCAGAUCCAUAUAAAUAAGCUGCUGUCGAAGUCCAUUGAGCAGUUACGUCAGCCCAGUGCACACCUGCAGGAGUCGGAGGAGGAGCUGGAGGAGCAGCACAGAGAGCCGGUGGAGAGCAUGCAGGAGGACAGGCUGCCCCCUGGAGGAGUCAUCCGGAAGCACACGUUGAGCAGCAGCAGCAGCAGUGGCUCCAGCGGCGAGCUCCCCGACGCUCACUACGGGGUCAUCAGGGUCAAGGAGGAGCCGGCUGAUAGUGAGGAUGAGGGCCUGACCAAUCAGGGCUUAGAGUCAGAGCAGAGUUCCUAUCUCCACCAGGUCAAAGGGCGACUGGUGAUAAGAGCCAUGAUCUGAGAAGGGAAGAGGAUGAGAUCACACACUCUGAACAUUCGCAGAUGAACAGUUCUUACCAACAUGUGCAUCUACACCCCUGCAGUUCAUACACACACUCACACACAUACAAACACACACUCACACAUACAAACACAUACACAUAUAUACAAACACAUACAAGCAGACAGCAGCCAUUGCAUAGUAGGCCAACUCCCACAGCUGCAGCAUAUGACCCUUUUUCACAAAGCUGCAGCCCACACUCUAAGACUCUCUGUUUGUUAUCUUUGUGAAGUGAUCUCUGUAAAAUAUGUACCUUUCACUUUGUGUAUAUAUUAUGAAAAAGAUUAAGACCCGUUCUUUUUAAGAGCUGAUUUGGUUGUCUAUCCGCUCAAACAAAAACGACAAAAAGUAAUAUGUAUAUAUACUGAGGAUUAAGCAUCAAAGAUGAUUUCUAGAAGGUUGAACAGGUGUACAGCUUUCAAAGAGCCAACCCAUUUUCCUACCGUGUACAUUUCUGCCAUAAAACAUUUGAAUGCUCUUCUAUCCACUUAACACUGAGAGUAAAGUGUGUUAAAGAAUUUAACACACUACGUGCUCCACUGUUCUGAAAAACCUGUGAUGAUCUUCCACUUUAAGUGGUAU